GACUUCUUUGGCUCCGCCUCCUAGUCAUUUCAUUUUCCUUAGAAGGCUCUUUCUCUCCCUGACACUGUCUAUCUGUCUGUCUGUCUGUCUGCCUGUCUUUCUGACUUUCUCCCUCGAAGAAAGUCUGUGUACAAGACAGAAGGACGCGGGAUGGUCCAGAGACGCUAAGAGCCAGGGAGAGAGACUCCCAGGCCCACGGCAGCCCAGGGAAAGCCAGCCAGCCAGCAAACUUCCCGUUGGACCUCCGCGGUGGGGGCAGAGAGCUCUGAAUCGACAGAGCAGACGUGUGUGUGCUCAUGUAUGUGUGAACGGAAGGAGAUGAGGAGGAGCCCUUGAAACCGAGGUUUAUCUUUCAUCUUCGCAGAGGGGAAAAAAAUGCAACUUGAGAGAUGGAGGUUCUCCGGCGCUCAUCAGUGUUCGCUGCGGAGGUGAUGGAGGUGUUUGACCGCUCCCCCACGGAUAAAGAGCUGGUGUCCCAGGCCAAAGCCCUGUGCCGGGAAUACAUUCACUCCCGGCUCAUCCGGGCCGGGCUGGUCUGGAGCAAGCCCGAGUACAAGGCGCCGACGCCCGGUGGGAAGCUGGCCGAGAUUUCCAGCAUCCUCCUCCGGCUGGGGGAUGAGUUGGAAUACAUCCGCCCCAAUGUCUACCGGAACAUCGCUCGGCAGCUCAACAUCUCCCUGCAGUCGGAGACCGUGGUGACAGACGCCUUCUUGGCCGUGGCCACACAGAUUUUCGCCGCAGGAAUAACAUGGGGCAAAGUGGUCUCCCUCUAUGCGGUGGCAGCAGGGCUGGCUGUGGACUGCAUGAGGCAGGCACAACCAGCCAUGGUCCACACCAUCGUGGACUGCCUGGGAGAGUUUGUCCGGAAGACGCUGGUGACAUGGCUCAAGAGACGAGGAGGAUGGGCAGACAUCAUGAAGUGUGUGGUGAACACGGACCCCAGCCUUCGAUCCCACUGGCUCGUGGCAGCCCUCUGCAGCUUCGGUCACUUCCUGAAGGCCAUCUUCUUUGUCCUGUUACCAGAGAGAUGAAUGCCUGGUGCUGUCUGGGCCUUGGGGCCAGGUCUCCCCUUCCCCAGCCAGAGCAGGGCUGCCCCUGCGCAUCCUAGACUAUGGCGAUGGGAAGGAGCAGGGGAGAGUGCUUCUCUCUCUCCAGCUGGGAAUACUUGGGCCUGGUUCUAAAAUGUCUUUCACUUCGGGAACAGGUGGCUAUCUCCACCUGGGAGCAAGCCUUCGAAGGAUCUCAUUUCCCUCCCUAGCCGGGAGAUGUCAGAGGGAUACAGAGUGAGGAGGUUCUGGGAAGCUGCUGGACCGGCUUCCUCCGAUGCUCAGCACUCAGCCACAUCUCUCCGAGCUACAAAGGGACUGUCUCCUCUGUCCCACAAUCCUUUGGCUGCUUUCUUGUUUCUCCUCCUUCCUACAGUGUCAAUGGUCAGCUUUCUCUUUUUAAAGCCACCUUCUUCUCCCCUUUCCUUCCCCCUCCCCCCCCCAUUCAGUGAGUGGCAGGUCCUCAUCCCCUUCUCUUGGGUUGCUGUAAUUGGGGUCUCGUCUCUUAUCCCUCCUCUAAAUAGCAGACUAAAAGGCUUCCUAAGACCGGGGUUGACUGUGGCCGUCCCUCCCUCAGGACCCAUUUGGAAGCUCCCUCCUGUCUCUGAGAUAAUUCCUUCACCUGGCUUCUGUUUUGACAUCACAGUUAUGCACAGUUGCCUGUACCCAGUGAACCUUCCCUUUGCAUAAAGAGCAUCAGUUAAGAAAAAUGAAUUGACAUUAAAUUAAUGGUGUCUGCCAUCUUAUGCAGCAUUCUGCACCCAUGGUCUCCCACCUCUCCAAGGAACGGAGGGAGGAGCAUUUCUUCAUCUCUUUCUUUUCCAGACACAGUCACAUGGGUUCCCAUCAUGCCCUCUAUACUCCAGCCAAACUGGACUUCUUAGUCAUUCCCCUGAAUCUCCCACCUCUGUGCAUUUGCUGUAUGGAAUGCACUCCUUCCUCAUUGUCCCCUUUUAGGAUCCGUUCCUUGCUAGCCUUUCCUGAUCCUCCCCUCCCCACUCAGUCCUUGCUGUUCUCACUCUUUAUUGACUUUGUAUUUAUUUAUGUGUGUACAUGUGAAAUCCUCUUAGGGGAAUGGAAGCUCCUUGAAGGCAGGGGCUGUUUUACUUUUGCCUUUAGACCCCAGCACCUAGUGCAUAGUAGGUGCUUAAUAAAUGCUGGCUGACUGAUCCCCACCUUUCUUCAAACUCCCUCCCCCUUCAAAUUACCUUGUGUCUCGCAUUUACUUAUUCGGGUAACUUGUAUCUCUGAGUAGAACGUAAACUCCCUGAGGACAGAGAUUGUUUUCAUUUUCCCUCCUGCCCCUGGCACCUAAUAAAUGUUUGUUGAAUGAAUG
Messenger RNA from Trichosurus vulpecula (common brushtail), 2382 nucleotides. It is a transcript of the gene BOK, whose product is annotated as BCL2 family apoptosis regulator BOK. The transcript is spliced from 5 exons. Gene Ontology annotation, cellular component: mitochondrial outer membrane. Gene Ontology annotation, molecular function: protein homodimerization activity; protein heterodimerization activity. The coding region runs from base 390 to 1031 and encodes 213 amino acids. NCBI's taxonomy places the organism in Eukaryota, Metazoa, Chordata, Mammalia, Diprotodontia, Phalangeridae. Gene Ontology annotation, biological process: intrinsic apoptotic signaling pathway in response to DNA damage; extrinsic apoptotic signaling pathway in absence of ligand; regulation of apoptotic process. The record is from RefSeq and is a predicted model, not a curated record.